This is a messenger RNA of Adineta steineri, 1524 nucleotides long. The record is from the annotation of a GenBank genome assembly. Lineage: Eukaryota; Metazoa; Rotifera; Eurotatoria; Adinetida; Adinetidae.
AUGACUUAUGAAUCAAAUGGAACUCUAAUUAUCGACGAAAUCGAUCGUCUAUUUAUUGUAUGUGAUAAAGCUAAAGAAUAUUUGAGUAAAAUAUCAUCCGGUAUCGAUCAACAAAUUGAAUUAUGGCAAUAUCGUCGACAAAUCAUUCUUGAUCAAGUAAAUUCAGUGUCAUCAUUUGAUUUUCUUCUACCAAAAACUCAACGUGUUAAUGAAUUAAGUAUUGAAGCAGUUCAAGCUUUAUGUCGAGUUGAUUUAUUAAUCGAACAAAUUCUUCGUAUUGAACCAAAAACGUUAGUACAAUCACGUUCUGUUCCAAUGUCAACAUCAUUUUCAGCACGUUCAAUAGAUGCCAAUUCUACAUAUGCAACAGCAAAUACAUCUUUAUCUCGUAUUCGUCAUCCAAUACCUUCACCACCAUCAUCAAAUUCAAUUAAACAACAAGCUUAUGUUGAACCUAUGAUAAAUGGAAAAACCAUGGGACAACCAACAUUUCCUGCACCUGUACUUCGUACAUCACAGCAAUCAUCAGGCAAUCGUUUAUCGUUAGCAGCUACACAAGAAAAAGCUGGUUUUAAACCUAUUGAACAACAACAAUCAUCAAUUAUGACAAACAGUGCAUCAAGACCAACACCUAUUCAUCCACAAAAUACUCAUCAUAUCGCUAGUGAAGAAAUUAAUUCUCAUCGUUCGAUGGCACCAUCAUAUGAUCCACGAACACCACUAUCAGAUCAUAAUACAUCUCCAAUGGCACCACCUCCAACUAGUCAAAUGAUAGCUAGUUAUCCACAAAUGUCUCGUGGUAAAGUGAAAGUAAAAUUACAGCGUAUUGCACCUGGUACAAAAUGGAAACAAGCUAAAAUUGAUGUUAUCGAUUCACUUUCUGCAUUUUAUGUUGAAAAUCUUGAUGAUAAAGUACAUGGAAGAUUUCAUUGUAUGGUAGAAAAUCUUCAUGAUUAUUACAGUAGUUUAGAAAAAUCAAAUAAUUUAAUACCAUUACAAAAUAUUUCAAUUGGUGAUUUUGGUGUAGCAAAAUAUAGUGAAGAUAAUCGUUGGUAUCGAGCACGUUUAUUAAUGUGUGAAGAGCAUGAUCAAAUUCGUAUUGUUUUUAUUGAUUUUGGCAAUAUUGAAACAAAAUAUCUCAAUCAAUUUUAUCCACUUGAUAAAUUAUAUACAGAUUUACCAGCACAAGCUAUCGCGUGUAGUUUGUCUGAAGCAUUUCCUCGUUCACCGAAUGAUAGUGAGGUAUUAUGGCCACAAGAUACAAUUCAAAUUUUUCGACAAGAAGUAACAGAAAAAGUUAUUGAAAUAUGUUUUGCCAGUUUGGAAGAAGGAACAGAACAAUGGCCUUUACAUUUUGUAAGAAUUAAUGUUGGUAAUCAAUCUGUUACAAAUUUAUUAAAUUUAAAACAACGUAUUGAACCAAGACCUAAUCGUUUCAUUGCUGAACAAUUAGCAACUUCUCUUACACAUCAAGAAUAUAUACUCUUCAAUGUACCUAUUAGUGAAGAUGAAUUUGAACAAUAG